ACAGAAGUACGGGGCAAGAGGAGGGGCUUGCAGGUGAAUCCCAGACGGGCUUUCAAGAGUGCUCGGAUAGUAGAGGGUCAGAAAGACAUGUCACCAGCCAUCUUCACUUCACAUUUAAGAGACUGACAAGCAGCCUCUGAAGUGCCAACGAGGUGGUACUGUCAGCCAUGGACAUAGAAAAAGUUUUCCUAAUUGUGACAGUGGGGUGCUGGGCUGCCGUGGCUUACUAUAUCCUACUAAAGAGCAAAAGCUCAGUAUACCCAGCUUGCACGCAGUCAAUAGAGUCCCAGGUGGAGGAGCACAAAGAAGGAGACCUGAUGAAUGUGUGAACUGCAACAUGCUACCGAGAACCUUGGACAAAGCUGUCCCUGCAAAGCCACGUGCUGGAGCUUUGAAUUUUCCAGCCACCCAUGACCCAGACCCCAGAUGCUGUUCCACUAUGGGGGCUACAGCCUGCAAUGGGUCAGUAGAUGGCUCUACUGUCUUCUACCUGGUGGGCAUUCCCUCCCUACCAGAGCGCUUCUACCUCCCUGUCUUCUUUCUUUUCCUUCUGUUCUACCUGCUCAUCCUGGUGGGGAACACCCUGAUCCUGGUGGCUGUGGUGGCUGAGCCCAGCCUCCACAAGCCCAUGUACUUCUUCCUAAUCAACCUCUCAGCUCUAGACAUCCUCUUCACCACAACCACUGUCCCGAAGAUGCUGUCCCUACUCCUGCUGGGAGACCGCUUCCUCAGUUUCCCUGCCUGCUUAUUGCAGAUGUAUCUAUUCCAAAGCUUUACAUGCUCAGAAGCCUUCAUCCUGGUGGUCAUGGCCUAUGACCGCUAUGUGGCUAUCUGCCGCCCACUGCACUACCCCGUCCACAUGACCCCACAGACAAACACUGCACUGGCAGCCAGUGCCUGGAUCACUGCCCUCCUCCUGCCUGUCCCAGCAGUAGUAAAGACCUCUCAGAUGGUAUAUAAUGACAUCGCCUACAUCUACCACUGCUUCUGUGACCACCUGGCUCUGGUCCAGUCCUCUUGUUCUGACACCAGUCCCCAGACACUCAUGGGCUUCUGCAUUGCCAUGGUGGUAUCCUUCCUCCCCCUCCUCCUGGUGCUUCUCUCCUAUGUGAGAAUCCUGAUGUCAGUGCUUCGGAUCAACUCCAAGGAAGGGCGUUCCAAAGCCUUCUCCACCUGCAGCUCCCACCUCCUGGUGGUGGGCACCUACUACUCAUCCAUCGCCAUAGCCUAUGUGGCCUACAGGGCUGACCUGCCCCUGGACUUCCACAUCAUGGGGAAUGUGGUCUAUUCGAUUCUCACACCGAUCCUCAACCCUCUCAUCUACACCCUGAGGAACAAAGACGUCAAAGCAGCCAUUACUAAAAUUGUUCAUCUCAAAGGCAUAAUGUGAAUGUUUGACCUCUCAGUGAAGCCAACUCUGCCUCAGGAUUCCAACUAGCUAUGUUUAGCUCAGAGAAAAAGACUCAGAGUGGUCCAGUGCUCAGAGUAGAAACUCAGUAAAUACUAAAAAGAUGGCCAAAUUAAUUAAUGUAAUGUUGCGUAAUAAAAAUUCCCUCAAUCG
Molecule: messenger RNA, 1561 nt
Organism: Arvicanthis niloticus (Nile rat)
Lineage: Eukaryota; Metazoa; Chordata; Mammalia; Rodentia; Muridae
Source: RefSeq, a predicted model, not a curated record